This is a messenger RNA of Gavia stellata (red-throated loon), 4134 nucleotides long. RefSeq names its product attractin like 1 (gene ATRNL1). Gene Ontology annotation, cellular component: Golgi apparatus. The transcript has 29 exons. Lineage: Eukaryota; Metazoa; Chordata; Aves; Gaviiformes; Gaviidae. The record is from RefSeq and is a predicted model, not a curated record. Gene Ontology annotation, molecular function: protein binding. Bases 1 to 4134 code for a protein of 1377 amino acids.
AUGGACCUGGGCAGCGGUGGCAGGAGCGCGGGAGCUGCCCCCGCGCCCCGGGGCGUCUGGAGACCUUUCCCCUCCUCCUGCUGCUGCUGCUUCUCCUCGCUCCUGGAUGUGAACAGCUGGCUGCUCUUCUACGGCUUCUUGUACCUGGCCCUCUAUGCCCAGGUGUCCCAGUCCAAGUCCUGCGACAAAAUCUCCUGCUUCUCGGGUCAUUGUGUCAACUCCACCUGUGUCUGCGACCAGGGCUGGGUGGGAGACCAGUGCCAACAUUGCCAGGGCAGGUUCAAGUUAACAGAACCUUCUGGAUAUUUAACAGAUGGACCAAUAAAUUAUAAAUAUAAAACUAAAUGUACAUGGUUAAUUGAAGGAUAUCCAAAUGCAAUACUAAGAUUAAGAUUUAAUCACUUUGCCACAGAAUGUAGUUGGGACCAUAUGUAUGUAUAUGAUGGAGAUUCAAUAUAUGCACCUUUAAUAGCUGUAUUUAGUGGUCUAAUAGUCCCUGAAGUGCGUGGAAAUGAAACCGUUCCUGAAGUAGUUACUACAUCUGGCUAUGCAUUGCUACACUUUUUUAGUGAUGCUGCUUAUAACCUAACUGGAUUUAACAUUUUUUACUCAAUUAAUUCUUGUCCUAAUAACUGCUCAGAACAUGGAAAGUGUACAACCAGUGUGUCCGUACCAAGCCGGGUGUACUGUGAGUGUGACAAGUAUUGGAAAGGAGAAGCUUGUGAUAUUCCAUAUUGUAAAGCCAACUGUGGCAGUCCAGAUCAUGGGUACUGUGAUUUGACAGGCGAGAAGCUGUGUGUUUGCAAUGAUAGCUGGCAAGGUCCAGAUUGUUCUUUGAACGUCCCUUCCACGGAGUCUUACUGGAUUCUACCAAACGUAAAGCCAUUCAGCCCUUCUGUGGGCCGGGCUUCCCAUAAGGCAGUCCUGCAUGGGAAAUUUAUGUGGGUGAUUGGUGGAUACACUUUUAACUACAGUUCAUUCCAAAUGGUGUUGAACUACAAUUUGGAAAGCAGUAUAUGGAACGUAGUACCUGUAUCCAAAGGGCCACUCCAGAGAUAUGGACACACUCUUGCUUUAUAUCAGGAAGACAUCUACAUGUAUGGAGGCAAAAUUGAAACAAAUAAUGGCAAUGUUACUGAUGAGCUGUGGAUUUUCAACAUACCCAGUCAAACAUGGAGUACCAGAACUCCUGCAGUACUUGUACAUGGCCAACAAUAUGCUGUGGAAGGUCAUUCUGCACACAUAGUAGAGCUGGACAGCAGAGAUGUGGUUAUGAUUAUAAUUUUUGGAUAUUCUGCCAUAUAUGGUUACACAAGCAUUGUGCAAGAAUACUACAUCAGGUCUAAUUCGUGGCUCGUACCAGAAACAAAAGGAGCGAUUGUACAAGGUGGAUAUGGCCACACUAGUGUCUAUGACGAACUCACAAAAUCUGUUUAUGUCCAUGGUGGAUACAAAGCGUUACCUGGCAAUAAAUACGGAUUGGUGGAUGAUCUUUACAGAUAUGAAGUUAAUACUCGGACAUGGACUAUUUUGAAAGAGAGUGGUUUUGCAAGAUAUCUUCAUUCAGCUGUCUUAAUCAAUGGAGCUAUGCUUAUUUUUGGUGGCAACACUCACAAUGAUACUUCCCUGAGUAAUGGUGCAAAGUGCUUUUCUGCUGACUUUCUUGCAUAUGAUAUAGCUUGUGAUGAAUGGAAGAUUUUACCAAAACCUAAUCUGCAUCGAGAUGUCAACAGAUUUGGUCACACUGCUGUUGUCAGUAAUGGGUCCAUGUAUAUAUUCGGGGGUUUUUCAAGUGUUCUUUUGAAUGACAUCCUUGUAUACAAGCCUCCAAACUGUGAAGCAUUCAAAGAUGAAGAACUGUGUAAAAAUGCUCGUCCAGGGAUAAGAUGCCUGUGGAACAAGAAACAUUGUGAAUCCUGGGAAUCUGGACAUGCUAAUAACAUCCUUAGAGCAAAAUGUCCUAAGAAAACAGCUGCUGCAGAUGACAGAUGUUACCGAUACGCGGACUGUGCGAGCUGUACUGCCAAUACAAACGGGUGCCAGUGGUGUGAUGACAAGAAAUGCAUUUCAGCAAAUAGUAACUGUAGCAUGUCAGUUAAAAACUACACUAAAUGUCAUGUGAGGAAUGAACAGAUCUGCAAUAAACUGACCAGCUGCAAAAGCUGCUCGCUACACCUGAACUGCCAGUGGGACCAGCGGCAGCAGGAGUGCCAGGCACUACCCGCUCAUCUGUGUGGGGAAGGAUGGAGUCAUAUUGGAGAUGCCUGCCUCCGCAUAAAUUCUAGUCGUGAAAGCUAUGACAAUGCCAAACUGUAUUGCUACAAUUUAAGUGGGAAUCUUGCCUCAUUAACAACCUCAAAAGAAGUGGAAUUUGUUCUGGAUGAAAUACAGAAGUAUACACUUCAGAAAAUUUCACCUUGGGUAGGUUUACGCAAGAUCAACAUCUCCUACUGGGGAUGGGAUGACAUGUCUCCAUUUACAAAUACAACUCUGCAAUGGCUUCCUGGAGAGCCCAAUGACUCUGGCUUCUGCGCAUAUCUAGAAAGAGCAGAGGUGGCAGGUCUGAAAGCGAAUCCAUGCACUGCAAUGGCAGAUGGUCUUGUGUGUGAAAAACCUGUUGUUAGUCCCAACCAGAAUGCCAGACCCUGCAAAAAGCCAUGCUCCUUGCGAACAACAUGUUCUAACUGCACGAGUAAUGGUAUGGAAUGUAUGUGGUGUAGCAGUACGAAACGAUGCGUUGACUCAAACGCCUAUAUAAUCUCCUUCCCAUAUGGACAGUGUCUAGAAUGGCAAACUGCCACGUGCUCCCCUCAAAACUGCUCUGGACUGAGGACUUGUGGACAGUGUUUGGAACAGCCCGGGUGUGGAUGGUGUAACGAUCCCAGUAACACUGGAAAAGGACAGUGUUUGGAAGGGUCAUCAAGAGGACCAAUGAAGCCUGUCGGCAUGCACUCUAAUGAAAUGGUUCUUGAUGCUACUCUUUGUCCAAAAGAGAAAAAUUAUGAGUGGUCUUUUAUCCAGUGUCCAGCUUGUCAGUGUAAUGGCCACAGCACCUGCAUCAACAGUAAUGUCUGUGAUCAAUGUAAAAACUUAACAACAGGAAAACAAUGUGAAACGUGCAUGCCAGGAUAUUAUGGGGAUCCCACAAAUGGAGGACAGUGUACAGCUUGCACGUGCAGUGGACAUGCAAAUAUUUGUCACAUGCAAACAGGAAAAUGUUUCUGCACAACUAAGGGAAUCAAAGGAGACCAGUGUCAACUCUGUGACUCUGAAAAUAGGUAUCUUGGAAAUCCGCUUAGGGGAACGUGCUACUACAGUCUUUUGAUUGAUUACCAGUUUACCUUCAGCUUAUUACAAGAGGAUGAUCGCCAUCACACUGCCAUAAACUUUAUAGCAAAUCCGGAACAGUCAAAUAAAAAUUUGGAUAUAUCAAUUAAUGCAUCAAACAACUUCAACCUCAAUAUUACAUGGUCUAUUGGUUCUACAGCUGGAACGAUAUCUGGAGAAGAGAUUCCUGUUGUUUCUAAGGCUAAUAUUAAGGAAUACAGAGAUAGUUUUUCCUGUGAAAAAUUUAACUUUCGGAGCAACCCAAACAUCACUUUCUAUGUCUAUGUCAGCAAUUUCUCCUGGCCAAUCAAAAUACAGAUUGCCUUCUCACAGCACAAUACUAUCAUGGAUCUGGUGCAGUUCUUUGUCACCUUCUUCAGUUGUUUCUUAUCCUUACUGCUGGUAGCCGCUGUCGUUUGGAAAAUCAAACAAACCUGUUGGGCUUCUCGACGGAGAGAGCAACUUAUGCGGGAGCGACAGCAGAUGGCCAGCCGCCCCUUUGCUUCUGUCGAUGUAGCACUGGAAGUAGGAGCUGAGCAAACAGACUUUCUACGAGGGCCAUUAGAGGGUGCUCCUAAACCAAUUGCCAUUGAGCCAUGCUCAGGAAACAGAGCUGCAGUCCUCACGGUGUUUUUAUGUCUGCCCAGAGGAUCAUCAGGAGUCCCACCCCCUGGUCAGUCAGGUCUUGCAAUUGCAAGUGCACUGAUAGACAUUUCACAACAGAAGCCUGCGGACUGUAAAGAUAAGAGUUCAGGAGUCAGAAAUCGAAAACAUCAUCUUUCAACACGUCAAGGAACUUGUGUCUGA